UCUGCCACAGACAAAUAUUUCGUUCUUCCCUUUGUUCCUAACCUCUCGCUCGACCCUACAAUCGAUAUCUCGCCGCUUGCAUCAGAACCGGGGUCGCCAGCUAGGUCAAAUCUCAUUCACCGUCGAACGGUCCAAGCGGAUUGUCGCGCGCGUCACGUCAGCUUCCCAGUCACCGCGAGAUACUUUGCAUCAACAGGCGUCAAGAUGCCUAUUCAAAGCAUCAAAGCUCGUCAGAUCUACGACUCUCGUGGAAAUCCCACGAUAGAGGUCGACAUCGUCAAUGAACUGGGUCUCUUCCGUGCUGCUGUGCCAUCGGGCGCGUCCACCGGAGUUCACGAGGCCUUGGAACUGAGGGAUAAUGAUAAAUCGAAAUAUCAUGGCAAAUCUGUCUUCAAAGCCGUAGAGAAUGUCAACUCUAUUAUCGCUCCUGCGUUAUUGAAGUCAAAUCUAGAAGUUACGCAACAAACGGAAAUUGAUAACCUCAUGCUGCAAUUAGACGGUACACCAAACAAGUCCAAGUUGGGAGCUAACGCAAUCCUGGGUGUCUCCUUGGCGAUCUGCAAGGCUGGUGCUAAGAAGAAGGGCAUGUCUCUCUUCAACUACAUCGCCGAGUUGGCUGGCAACAACGAAAUCAUCCUGCCGGUGCCAGCGUUCAAUGUGAUCAACGGUGGGUCCCAUGCCGGUAAUAAACUAGCCAUGCAGGAGUUCAUGAUUUUACCCACCGGUGCGAGUAACUUCACAGAAGCUAUGAAAAUGGGUAGCGAGGUCUACCAUCACUUGAAGGCGGGUAUUAAGAAGAAGUUCGGUCUCGACGCCACGGCUGUAGGUGAUGAGGGUGGAUUUGCGCCGAACAUCUUGGAGAACAAAGAAGCCCUCAACUUGAUCAUGGAUGCUAUCAAGACCGCCGGCUACGAAGGGAAGAUCAAGAUCGGCAUGGACGUCGCUGCGUCCGAGUUCUACAAAAAUGGAAAGUACGACUUGGACUUUAAGAACGAGAAGUCCGACCCGAGCACAUAUUUGGAGCCUGAAGCGUUGAAGAACCUGUAUCUGGAAUUCGUCAAGGAUUUCCCAAUCGUGUCGAUCGAGGACCCCUUCGAUCAGGACGGCUGGGACUCCUGGACCUCGAUGACCGCGUCGACCCCUAUUCAAAUCGUGGGUGACGACCUCACAGUCACUAAUCCUGAGAGGAUCAAGACAGCCAUCGAGAAGAAGGCCUGCAACUGCCUGCUGCUGAAGGUCAAUCAAAUCGGCAGCGUGACCGAGUCCAUCAAUGCCCACAAACUCGCAAAGAGCAACGGCUGGGGCACCAUGGUCUCCCAUCGUUCCGGAGAAACGGAGGACACGUUCAUUGCUGAUCUGGUGGUCGGUCUCUCGACUGGCCAGAUCAAAACAGGCGCGCCAUGCCGCUCAGAGCGACUGUGCAAAUACAACCAGAUCCUGCGUAUCGAGGAGGAGCUGGGCGCCGCUGCGAAAUACGCCGGCGAGAAAUUCCGCAACCCUCACGCUUAAAUUAGACUUGCGUUAUAACAUAUCCGUUGUCGCAGUUCAUUGUUGCGGACUGAGUCCCGGCUAUCUAUAAAAUGUAACAUUAAAUCGUGUAUAUUUUAUGACCGUUUACGACCAACGUUAAGCGCGGCGUAGUCCGAGAGUAGAACGAGAGGUUCGUACCGUUUAGCGACGAUAAAUCGAUAGCGUAUCAUACACAAUGAUACGCUAUCAUACGCUAAACAUGGCAGAAUUAUCGCAAUUAUCUGCAGAACGGAAAAAAAUAGAUGUAUCGAAAAGAAAUACUUUGAAAUAAUGUUGAAACAUGACGCUAUAUAGUAACAUUAUAUAGUUACGUAUAUAAUAUAUGAAAAAAAAGAUAAAAAAGAGGAAAGAGUAAACGAACGAAAAAGUAAUAAAUCUCAUCCCAGAGACAGACCGUGUAUGUGUUCGGUGUCGCAUGUGAGAGAGCCGACGGUAAUAUGUCAUGUCGGCAAUAUGUCAUUUCGUAAAAAAAAGUCAUCUGUAAAAGUAAAUUAAUAAAUUAAAAUGAGAAAGAAGGUCAGA
This is a messenger RNA of Odontomachus brunneus, 2052 nucleotides long. RefSeq names its product enolase (gene Eno). The coding region runs from base 205 to 1509 and encodes 434 amino acids. Gene Ontology annotation, biological process: glycolytic process. NCBI's taxonomy places the organism in Eukaryota, Metazoa, Arthropoda, Insecta, Hymenoptera, Formicidae. The record is from RefSeq and is a predicted model, not a curated record. Gene Ontology annotation, molecular function: phosphopyruvate hydratase activity; magnesium ion binding. The transcript is spliced from 7 exons. Gene Ontology annotation, cellular component: phosphopyruvate hydratase complex.